AUGGCGCAGCCUUCUGCGCGCGGCUUGCGUGCCCUGCGGGCUGCCGCAGCGACAUUACCGCCCUCGGCGCCCGUCUCGGGCCAGCAACUAUCACAGACUCAACAUCGGUCAUUCUCAUCAAGACCACUGCCACCAACGCCGGCACCACGCAGCCUCUCGGGCCAGCGGACACGGCCAAGACAGUCGUUGGUGUCUGGCGAGCCAUUGUGCCGCCACCGCCAGCUGCAGCUCCAGACAGCGAGCGCGCGCAGGUCGUUUCACUUUGCGUCAAUCGCGAAUGCCACAGUCGACGCCGCCGAGGCUGCCAUUGCUCAGCUGCACGCCGUCUCCCACACGCCGUGGUACGUCACCAUCCCGCUCGUCGCGCUGGGUGUCAACCUCGUGUUCCGCCUGCCCUUCACACUGCACGCCCGCAAUCUUGUGAUCAGGCGCGAACGCCUUGCGCCGCUGCUUCAAGCCUGGACCACUCUACACGGCAAAGAGAUUAUCAACGAGCAGAAGUUGCGGUCACGACAGGGUCUGCCAAUGCCGAAAACUCAUGUGGAGGUUAUGAAGCGGUACAGAAAAACCGCCAACCGUGUAUUCGGAGCCUUUGGCUUGCAGCAGUGGAAAUUGUAUAGCAACAUCCUGUCGCUGCCGCCAUGGCUUGUCGUGAUAGAGGCCAUCCGGCGAAUGUGCGGUGCACCAACGGGCCUGCUGGGCCUGCUGUUCCGUAGCGGUGGGGCUGGUGCUGCUGGUGCUGCAGAGACAAGCGCCUCCGCAACAGCUGCUGCGGCCGCUUCGGCGUCGGCAGAGUACGUGGACGUUGCGUCCAUUGCAAGCGCAGCGCCACCGUCGUCGACCGCGACCGACAGCGUCUCGUCGCUAGUGGACCCUACUUUUGCUACGGGCGGCUGUUUGUGGUUCCCUGAUCUCACCGUGGCCGAUCCUUGCUAUGUUCUUCCGUUUGCGCUGUCGGCUGCACUGGUUGUCAACAUCCUUCCGAAGACGGACGCCGCUCGCCGGGCGCUCUUUGGACUUAAGCCGGCAGCAAGCUCGAGCGGUGCCGUUGCAAUAGAAUCCAAAGGCGCACAAACUAUUCUGCGCGCCCUGCUCCUUUUGUCGCUCAGCGUUGGGCCCCUAACGCUGCACUUCCCGGCUGCCAUCCAUCUCUACUGGCUGUCGUCUGCCGUAGCCACACAUAUCAUCACGCGCUGCAUCCGUCUCCUCCGGCCAUUGCGCAGCAGCACGAGCAAGCCGGCUCUCAGCCAAGACAUGCCCUGGAUCAGGCCUCGGGCACCGGGAGGCAGGCCUUCCGAGAAGCACUGA
This is a messenger RNA of Sporothrix brasiliensis 5110, 1308 nucleotides long. RefSeq lists its product as uncharacterized. The coding region runs from base 1 to 1308 and encodes 435 amino acids. The transcript has a single exon. NCBI's taxonomy places the organism in Eukaryota, Fungi, Ascomycota, Sordariomycetes, Ophiostomatales, Ophiostomataceae. The record is from RefSeq and is a predicted model, not a curated record. Gene Ontology annotation, biological process: mitochondrial respiratory chain complex IV assembly; protein insertion into mitochondrial inner membrane from matrix. Gene Ontology annotation, molecular function: membrane insertase activity. Gene Ontology annotation, cellular component: mitochondrial inner membrane.